AUGAGCGGAGGCGGAGGUGGAGGCUCGUCGCCGGUGGUGGUGGCGGCGAAGCGGGUCUGGCGCAAGAACGCUACGGGCGCAGCCGUGAGGUUGUCUCCGCAGGAGGAUCGUGGGAAUGCGAUCAAUGCGAUCAUGGACCUUGUCACGAAGGUCCCAGCUGGCUUAACUCCAGAUGAGGCCACAGAAAUGCGCAUGAGAGGACGUCAGUUACCACCAAUUUGCAAACUUGGGAAAAAUGGUGUUUAUGCCAACCUUGUGAAGCAAGUCAGAGAAGCAUUUGAAGCAUGUGAUCUUGUCCGUGUUGAUUGCUCAGGUCUUAACAAAAGUGAUUGCAGAAAAAUUGGAGCUAAACUAAAGGAUCUAGUGCCCUGUAUCUUACUGUCUUUUGAGUUUGAGCAUAUACUGAUGUGGAGAGGAAGUGAUUGGAAAUCAUCUCUUCCUCCAUUAGAAGAAAAUAGUUUUGAAGUGACAAAGGCGCAAGAAAGUUUUAGUGGCAAAGAAUCUAAUGAAGAGGUUACACAUUCAGGAAAUGUUCUUACCCAGAUUGAGUUGGUCAGUGUUGCAACAUCUCACAAGAACUGCAACUUGGGUGAAGGUCAAGAAAAAUUUAAAGAUUCCAUUGCCAGUGAUACGGUACUGAAUUCUGCAAAGGAAGUUCCUGCAUUGUUCCAUUCUACAGGUAUAUCUAGAACUGAACCCUCAGCAGACACUCCAUUGGAAUAUUCACCAUUAAAGCCAGUAUGUGAUAUUAUGGAUCCAUCCCUGAAGUGCCAAAGUAUCCCGACAAACAAUACUGAAAAUAGAGGCCUGACAGAGAAGUCAGAACAUUCUCCGGAUGAUUAUAAUUUGGAGACGAAGAGGAAAAGAAACGAUGGUAUAAAAGGUACAGUUCUAAAUAGUGGUUCUAAAGUUCCAUCCUAUAUAGAGGGACUGUUAUGUCUUUUGGAACAGGCCAUUGACAGUGGCAGGGCACUUGUUCUGAGUGAAGAUGAGCUUGUUGAUUCAGAUCUGGUCUAUGAAAAGUCUGUUGCUUUUACAAAAUCAAUUCCACGAAGCCUGGUUUUCGAGCAUACUCAAAGGAAGUCCAGUGCCAGGAGAAAUGGGCCAGACAAUCAUGCAAGUGUUAAAAAACAUCUUGUAGAAAAUAAACUGUCCAGCAGUCAUGUUGAAAAGAAAUGUAUCGCUAAUGGAGGAUCUGCAGUGCAGACAAAUGACCAUGCACAAGAGUUUCUAUCUGAUGUUGUUCCUCAAGGUACCUUAAGAGUAGAUGAACUAGCAAAGUUACUAGCUUAG
Messenger RNA from Miscanthus lutarioriparius, 1293 nucleotides. The record is from the annotation of a GenBank genome assembly. Lineage: Eukaryota; Viridiplantae; Streptophyta; Magnoliopsida; Poales; Poaceae.